This is a messenger RNA of Lytechinus pictus (painted urchin), 488 nucleotides long. RefSeq names its product transcriptional regulator Erg-like. The record is from RefSeq and is a predicted model, not a curated record. The transcript is spliced from 4 exons. Bases 9 to 488 code for a protein of 159 amino acids. Gene Ontology annotation, molecular function: sequence-specific DNA binding. NCBI's taxonomy places the organism in Eukaryota, Metazoa, Echinodermata, Echinoidea, Temnopleuroida, Toxopneustidae.
AUCCUAAUAUGUGGACUGCAGAGCACGUGCAGCAGUGGGUACAGUGGGCUGUCAGGGAAUACAGUCUUCAAGAUGUUCAGGUUGCAAGGUUUAACAUGGACGGUAAACACCUCUGCAAGAUGACCAAAGAUGACUUCAGCAGACUCACCAAUAUUGUCAACGUAGAUGUCCUCAUUUCACAUCUCAACUUCCUCAAACAAACUCCACUGCCUAAUCUAACCUCAGAUGAUAUAGACAAAGCGCUGCAACCCAGCCCCAGGAACCCGCCCUCCUCACAAGCAGGCUACACUCCAGGAGCGAAGAGUAAUUUGGAUAACGACAAAUACAACGCUGCAGAUCACCAAACCACACUGGACACAAAUCCAUCAGGUGGGUCAGCCUUUCCAUAUCCUACUUCCACCACUACCACUGUUGAUAGUGUACACCGCUUGCCUCGCACAGGUAAAAUGAAUAAAUAUAGAAUUAUAGCACUACGGUACAUGGUAUAG